AUGUACACAGCCUCGUCGGCCUUUUUUGAGGCGCUGUGGGAAGCCGGCGUCACUCACUGCUUUGUAAAUCUGGGAUCUGACCACCCGAGUAUCAUCGAGGCGAUGGUCAAGGGUGCUCGGGAGCGCAAAGGAAACUUCCCCAAGAUGAUUACUUGUCCCAACGAGAUGGUCGCCAUGUCCAUGGCAGAUGGCUAUGCCCGCCUAACCGGCAAGCCUCAGGCCGUCAUUGUCCACGUUGACGUCGGCACUCAAGGCCUUGGAGCGGCCGUUCACAACUCAGCCUGUGGCCGAGCACCAGUUCUCGUCUUUGCCGGCUUAUCGCCAUUCACCCUCGAGGGCGAACACCGCGGUACCCGUACCGAGUACAUCCACUGGAUCCAGGAUGUUCCCGACCAGAAGCAGAUUGUUGCCCAGUACUGCCGGUACACGGGUGAGAUCAAAACAGGCAGAAACGUCAAGCAGCUGGUCAACCGCGCGCUGCAAUGGGCUAAAUCGGGACCGCAAGGCCCGGUGUAUUUGUACGGUGCACGAGAAGUCAUGGAACAAGAGAUUGAGCCGUACCAGCUGAGACAGAGCGAUUGGAACCCUAUAAAGCUGGGCAGCCUGCCCCAAGACGCCGUUGAUAACAUUGCAGAUGCCCUUGCCGGUGCUAAACGGCCUUUGGUUCUCACAGGAUAUGGAGGCAGAAACCACGAAUUCCCGGGAGCCUUGGUCAAACUCGCCGAUACAGUUCCCAACCUGAGAGUAGUGGACUGCGGAGGCAGCGACAUGUGUUUCCCCUUUGACCAUCCUGCUUCUCUCGGUCUCAACUAUGGCGGCGAAAAGUCCAUUCCCGAUGCCGAUGUUAUUCUUGUUCUGGACGCCGACGUGCCGUGGAUCCCUGCCCAUAUCAAGCCCAACCCAGACGCCAGGGUAUUCCACAUCGACCUCGAUCCACUAAAGCAGCAGAUGCCCGUCUUUUACAUUGAGUCUGAGGCAACCUAUCGCGCUGAUACCCAGACCGCGAUUGAGCAGCUGACCGAGGCUCUCAAGACUGGUGAAACGGCAAAGAAGCUGCAAGCUCAGAACACGACACAAAUCGCCGAGCAGCGCAAACAAGAGCACGAAACGCGUCUUGCCAAAAUUGCAAAGGCCGCCGAGCCUCGUCCCGAUGGUACCUUUGGAACUGGUUACUUGUGCCGGACCAUCAAGAAACUCGUGCCGGAGGACACUCUGUUUGCCAUUGAGGCCGUGACCAACACCCUCUUUGUCUACGACAACAUCCAGCCCUCAGUCCCUGGAACGUGGAUCAACUGCGGUGGUGGCGGCCUGGGCUGGUCUGGCGGCGGUGCACUGGGCAUGAAGCUGGCUACCGAUGUAGAGCAUGGGGGCAAGAACAAGGGCAAGUUUGUCGUGCAGAUUGUCGGUGAUGGCACGUUUCUCUUUACUGUGCCAGGCAGCGUCUACUGGAUCUCAAAACGCUACGACAUUCCCGUCCUGACUAUUGUGCUCAACAACAAGGGCUGGAACGCUCCCAGACGAUCUCUGCUGCUGGUCCACCCCGAAGGACUGGGCUCCAAGGCGACCAACGAAGAGAUCAAUAUCUCGUUUGAUCCCGCACCCGACUACUCCGGUAUCGCCAAGGCAGCUGCGGAUGGCGACAUUUUCGCCGCCAGAGUGAAUGAGCUGGCUGAUCUGGAGGGCGUGCUGAAGGAGGCCAUUACCUAUGUCGAGAACGGCCAGUCAGCGGUGGUGGAUAUCAAGGUUGCGUCAGGGUGUUAG
Molecule: messenger RNA, 1761 nt
Organism: Trichoderma atroviride IMI 206040
Lineage: Eukaryota; Fungi; Ascomycota; Sordariomycetes; Hypocreales; Hypocreaceae
Biological process (GO): L-valine biosynthetic process
Cellular component (GO): acetolactate synthase complex
Molecular function (GO): acetolactate synthase activity; magnesium ion binding; flavin adenine dinucleotide binding
Source: RefSeq, a predicted model, not a curated record